Molecule: messenger RNA, 669 nt
Organism: Funneliformis geosporum
Lineage: Eukaryota; Fungi; Glomeromycota; Glomeromycetes; Glomerales; Glomeraceae
Source: the annotation of a GenBank genome assembly
AUGAGUUUACCGUAUAAUAAAAAUGGAAACGUCAUCUUUUUAGUUCGAAAGGAGGGGGUUAAGAAUAAUGAUUAUGAUGAAAGAAUAAUACGAGAAUUCAUCCUCCAAGAAACCACACCGGAGGAAAGAGAAGAAAUGCAAAAUUUAACUUUCCUUACAAUAAGCGAAUUAAUUAAGCCGAAAAUAAGACACGAUAAAGAUAAACGCCCGCCACGCAUACAAAACGCGUUUGUAAUCUUUAGAAAAGAUUACCAGGCUUGGAUAGCGUCAGAAUUUCCUUAUUUGACGUCAGAAUUUCGAGAUAUUUCAAUCAAAUCAAGUGCACUCUGGCAUGAAGCGUCUGAAGAUAAGAAAAAUUGUUUUAACAAAAUUUCCAAACUUGCCAAACGAUUUCACGAAAAGAUCUGGUCCGGAAAUUUGUACAAGCUUAGAUCUCCAAAUACCACUUCAAAUGUGUCCGCGUCGCGUGGUUGUACUUUUGAUAAUUCGUUACCACCAAUUUUUGAAUCGUCGUAUCAUCCUAUGAACGAACAAGAAAAUCAAGUGAAUGCAAGGAUUAACAAUCUAAAGGUCUAUAGGAAGACAUUAGAAAUCAAUCCGUCUUUAGAAUUCUUUAAUAAAUAUUGUAAGGACGUUUUGAACAGUUUGGAUAAAAAUAUUUGCCUUUAA